UGUCAAUGCACACACCCCAGUUUUAGUCUGCCACAGGACACAGAAACAGGAGCCUUGAGAGUAAACAAGAAGAGACUGUAUGUUCUCUGAAACUUUUCCCCCUAUCCCUGCUUUGGAUGAUGUGUGUAUGUGUGUGUAUCAGAGAGACAGAGAGCACAAGCAAGGCUAUAGGAGAGUAAGUGAGGAAGCAGGGAUAGGGGAGGAAGCUUGCUUUCCAGUCUGCUGAAGGUUGUCAGGCACAGAACUUGCAACCACCACUAUAGUUUGUGCAAUUUAGAAAACAGCAUUCAUUGACUCUUAAUUCAGUUCCUGUGCGGCAGAUAUGACUUCUGGCUACUGCUUCUACAUAGUCUUGAUUAUUGGAACAAAUUUUGUUCGUGGCACUUUGGAAGAUCAUGAUUCUGGACGUGAGGUCACAUGCCCCCUUGGAUAUUUCCCAUGUGGCAACAUCACACGAUGUUUGCCUCAGCUUCUUCACUGUAAUGGUGUGGAUGAUUGUGGGAAUCAGGCUGAUGAAGAUAACUGUGGUGAUAAUAAUGGAUGGUCUCAACAACUUGAUAAAUAUUAUGCCAAGUACAAUGAAAAGAAUUCCCCAUACUCAUUUGAAACAAGGACAUCUGCAUGCUUGGUCAAAUCUGUGCCAGUACAAUGUUCAUGCCAAGGGCUAGAGCUUGACUGUAAUGGUGCCAAUUUACGCGUUGUCCCUUCAGUCUCUUCAAAUGUGACUAUGAUGUCCCUUCAAUAUAAUCUGUUACGACAGCUUUCAACUGAUGUUUUCAAGAAGUAUCAAGACCUUAAAAAUCUGUAUCUUCAGAAUAAUAGAAUAAGAAAUGUAUCAGAACAUGCUUUCAGGGGUCUGUACAACUUGACAAAGCUGUAUCUGAGUCACAACAAGAUAACCUUUUUAAAGCCUGGUGUCUUUGAAGAUCUGAAUAAACUUCAGUGGCUGAUAAUUGAAAAUAACAGGAUCAGUAGAAUCUCUCCAUUGAGUUUCUAUGGACUCAAGUCACUUAUUCUCCUAGUGCUGAUGCAUAAUUCUCUUUCUCGCUUACCUGAUAAAUCCCUGUGCCAAUACAUGCCCAGACUGAACUGGCUAGACUUUGAAGGGAACCAUAUACGUAACCUUAGAAACAUCACCUUCAUCUCCUGCAGCACUUUAACUGUACUGGUGAUGAGAAGAAAUAAAAUCAGCUCUUUAAAUGAAAAUAGCUUUUCCUCUCUCCAGAAUUUAGAUGAACUAGACCUGGCUAACAACAAGAUUGAAUCACUUCCUCCAUAUCUAUUUAAGGAUCUGAAGGAGCUCUCACAACUGAAUUUGUCCUAUAAUCCCAUCCAGAAAAUACAAGUAGACCAGUUUGAUUACCUAAAAAAACUCAAAUCCCUCAGCUUGGAAGGCAUUGAAAUCACAAAUAUCCAAAGAAGAAUUUUCAAGCCCCUUAGAAAUCUCUCCCACAUAUAUUUUAAGAAAUUCCAGUACUGUGGAUAUGCCCCUCAUGUGCGCAGCUGUAAACCAAAUACCGAUGGAAUUUCAUCCUUUGAAAAUCUUUUAGCAAGCAUUAUACAGAGGGUGUUCGUCUGGGUUGUGUCUGCAGUCACUUGUUUUGGAAAUAUCUUUGUUAUCUGCAUGCGACCUUAUAUCAGGUCUGAGAACAAGCUCCAUGCCAUCUCAAUAAUGUCCCUGUGCUGUGCUGAUUGUCUGAUGGGGAUAUAUUUGUUUGUGAUUGGAGCCUUUGAUCUUAAAUUCCGUGGAGAAUACAACAAGCAUGCUCAAUUGUGGAUGGAUAGUACCCAUUGCCAGUUGGUGGGAUCACUGGCUAUUCUGUCCACAGAGGUCUCAGUUUUACUUUUGACUUACCUGACUUUGGAAAAAUACAUCUGCAUAGUUUACCCUUUUAGGUGCUUGAAGCCAGGAAAGUGCAGGGCAAUCUCCAUCUUGAUUCUCAUCUGGAUUAUUGGGUUUGUGGUUGCUUUUAUUCCACUGAGCAAUAAGGAAUUUUUCAGAAACUACUAUGGCACCAAUGGCGUCUGUUUCCCGCUUCAUUCAGAACAGGCAGAAAGUACAGGAAGCCAGAUCUAUUCUGUUGUUAUUUUCUUAGGUGUAAACUUGGCAGCUUUUAUCAUCAUUGUGUUUUCCUAUGGAAGUAUGUUCUAUAGUGUUCACCAAACAGCUAUCACAGCAACUGAAAUCCGGAAUCAUAUUAAAAAAGAGAUGACCCUUGCAAAACGCUUUUUCUUCAUUGUAUUUACUAAUGCACUGUGCUGGAUACCCAUUUUUAUAUUGAAGUUGCUUUCUUUACUUCAAGUGGAAAUACCAGGUACUAUAACUUCCUGGGUGGUGAUUUUUAUACUGCCGAUAAACAGUGCUUUGAAUCCUCUCCUCUACACUCUGACCACAAGACCUUUCAAAGAAAUGAUACACCAGGUUUGGCAUAAUUACAAACAAAGAAGAUCCAUAGGAAGCAAGAGCGGUCAGAAGACAUAUGGUCCAUCAUUCAUCUGGGUUGAGAUGUGGCCAAUGCAAGAAAUCACACCCAACUUAACAAAGCCUGUUCUUUAUACAGACUGCUCUGAAACAUCAGUUUCACAAUCAACACUAUCAACCAGACUGAAUUCAUGCACAUAAAUAUUUUGAAUAUUUACAGUGAAAUUUGCAGUCAGCUUCACAGAUGUGGAUCUAUUGUUUUAUAGCAGUGAGGAAAACAGAGGGAAGUUAUAAAAUAUUGGUUCACACUAGUGACAGCCCAAAAGUCAAACUGAAAAAAAAGAAGACAAAAGCUUGUGGGCUAACAGGGCUGGUUGCAAAAACAAUUUUCCUGUCAUGAGAAUUUUUGAGAUUUGGAAAAUUUUCAAUCCUGAAUCAGGAUGAAAAUGCAAUCUAAAAAAUAAGAACAACUUGUGAAUCAAUAACCUAAAGAUAUCUUGAAUUUAGGCUAAUGAGAUGUUUUAUUUAAAUAUUUUCAAAUGCUGUUAAUUAUAAUCUUUUUAUUCUUUUUUACAAAACAAAAUUAAAUUAAAAAUCCUGACCGGCUCUAUUUAGGUUACAAACAUUUUUGAAGAGAUGUAGGGAGUAAUAGCCAUAGGGAAAAUACAUUUAUAUUAAUGAGGUUCUACAAGGAGUUAGUUUUUACUUUUGGCAGGAGCAGAAGGCAAGAGAUUAAAACUUAGUGUCACAUAUACCUUUCAGAAUUCUAAAAUGUAAUAUUGUUACAUCGAGCCUU
This is a messenger RNA of Gavialis gangeticus (Gharial), 3218 nucleotides long. It is a transcript of the gene RXFP1, whose product is annotated as relaxin/insulin like family peptide receptor 1. Gene Ontology annotation, cellular component: membrane. Gene Ontology annotation, molecular function: G protein-coupled receptor activity; protein binding. The transcript is spliced from 18 exons. NCBI's taxonomy places the organism in Eukaryota, Metazoa, Chordata, Crocodylia, Gavialidae. Bases 323 to 2623 code for a protein of 766 amino acids. Gene Ontology annotation, biological process: G protein-coupled receptor signaling pathway. The record is from RefSeq and is a predicted model, not a curated record.